Molecule: messenger RNA, 339 nt
Organism: Bufo gargarizans (Asiatic toad)
Lineage: Eukaryota; Metazoa; Chordata; Amphibia; Anura; Bufonidae
Gene: RPL38
Product: ribosomal protein L38
Exons: 5
Coding region: 92-304 (70 amino acids)
Biological process (GO): translation; protein-RNA complex assembly
Cellular component (GO): ribosome; cytosolic large ribosomal subunit
Molecular function (GO): structural constituent of ribosome
Source: RefSeq, a predicted model, not a curated record
CGUCUUGGGUUUAAGUCUCGGAAGCCGGAAGUGACGCUCCUUUCUUUUCAGGUUCCAAGAGACACCGCGGGCCCCGGAUUCCAGCUGCAGCAUGCCUCGCAAAAUUGAAGAGAUCAAGGAUUUCCUGCUGACAGCCAGGAGAAAGGAUGCCAAGUCUGUCAAGAUUAAGAAGAACAAGGACAAUGUGAAGUUCAAGGUUCGCUGCAGCAAAUACCUGUACACCCUGGUCAUCACCGACAAAGAGAAGGCAGAGAAGCUGAAACAGUCCCUUCCUCCUGGUCUCUCCGUGAAAGAACUGAAGUAAUCCUGCUCUCUUGUACAAUAAAAACAUUAAAAAGA